Molecule: messenger RNA, 1184 nt
Organism: Chanos chanos (milkfish)
Lineage: Eukaryota; Metazoa; Chordata; Actinopteri; Gonorynchiformes; Chanidae
Gene: kctd13
Product: potassium channel tetramerization domain containing 13
Exons: 7
Coding region: 189-1184 (331 amino acids)
Biological process (GO): negative regulation of Rho protein signal transduction; proteasome-mediated ubiquitin-dependent protein catabolic process; protein homooligomerization
Cellular component (GO): Cul3-RING ubiquitin ligase complex
Molecular function (GO): ubiquitin-protein transferase activity; protein binding
Source: RefSeq, a predicted model, not a curated record
GUCAAACUGAGGAGUUAACGGAAAAUGGCAUUGUAUAUGUAAUUCACUUUGCUGUCAUUGUAUUUUGCCGUGUCUCCUUCGAAUGUGGAUACGUUUGCGCACGGAAACGACGUCGCGGCCUGUCUAGAUCGAAAUUCAUUUGCCGCUACGCAUACACACACACACACACACACACACACACACCUCUGAUGUCUGCUGAGGCCUCUAUAGAAGGUGUGGGGUCGGCCCCGCCCGCUGCCCCGUCCUCUCCCUCCCGUUUGGUGGAGGAGAAAGGAGGCAGAGGUCUGGCCGGCAGUAAGUACGUGAAGCUGAAUGUUGGAGGGUGUCUUCAUUACACUACCAUUCAGACCCUCAGUAAGGAGGACAGUCUGCUCCGCAGCAUGUGUGACGGGAGCACGGAGGUCACCAUCGACUCUGAAGGAUGGGUGGUAGUGGACAGGUGCGGCCGACACUUUAACCUGGUCCUGAACUUCCUGCGGGACGGGACGGUGCCUCUCCCAGAGACUACGCGGGAGCUGGAGGAGGUGCUGAAGGAGGCGCAGUACUACCAACUACAGGGUCUUGUGCAACACUGCCUCUCCACGUUGCAGAAACGUAGAGAUGUUUAUGAAGGAGCCUGUCGAAUUCCCAUGAUCACCUCCGCCAAAGAGGAGCAGAUGAUGAUCACCUCCUGUCGGAAGCCUGUUGUAAAACUACAGAACAAUAGAGGGAACAACAAGUACUCUUACACCAGUAACUCGGAUGACAACCUGCUGAAGAACAUUGAGCUCUUUGACAAACUGGGCCUGCGGUUUAACGGGAGGGUGCUCUUCAUUAAGGACGUACUGGGGGACGAGAUCUGCUGCUGGUCGUUCUACGGCGAGGGGCGCAAAAUCGCCGAAGUCUGCUGCACCUCCAUCGUCUACGCCACCGAGAAGAAACAGACCAAAGUUGAGUUUCCUGAAGCUCGAAUCUUUGAGGAGACCCUGAACAUUCUGAUCUACGAGAACGGCCGGGGUUCUGGCCCAGGGGGCGUGGCCUACCUGGAGUCUGGAGGUGUCAGUUCGUCGCCAGGUGCGGGCCAAUCAGAGGAAGAUGGAGUGGGGAUUGGGGGUGGAGACAGAAGAGUAAGGCGGAUCCAUGUGCGGAGGCACAUAAUGCAUGACGAGAGAGGGCAUGGACAGCAGACUGUGUAUAAGGACUGA